AUGGAGGACCUUGAGUCACUCGAGGUCCUCUCGCUCGUGGCAAAGGUUGCCUCGGAGCUGGAGAACCAUCUGGGUAUGGACAACAAGGAUGUUGCCGAGUUUAUCAUAUUCCAGCGCCUCCAGAGCGACGGCUUCGAAGCUUUCCAGAAGAAGCUCACAGAGCUUGACGUCGACUUCCCGCCAAGUUUAGUUGAAAGUAUCGACCGACUAGUCUGUACGAUGCAUCCUCAGAUGCGGGCGAGAGCAGCAGCAGAAGCGAAAGAAAAUGCGGCGAGCAAAGCAGCCCGAUCGAAACAGAUUUUCAAAGGCUUGACCGUACCCGACAAAGAGCCAGAGCAUGAAGCCGAUGCCAUUGACGACACACUGGCACUACUGGAGGGCCUUGAAAGCAAGGUGAGGAAGGAAAAGUCAUCACGACCAGUGGCAGUGGAGACAGCAUCACGGAGAAGUCAAAGUCCCCGAGACGACUACAACAAGACGAAGCGAGAUGGAGGCCGGGGGCAAGAUCGGCGAUCUCGUUACCGGUCGAGAUCGCGGUCGGAGUCCCCACGCUCAAGGUCAGAUUCCCGUGGGCGAAAGAAUAUAAAACGAUACGAUUAUGACGACCAAGACGACGACUACGCGAACUAUAGUGGUAGUGGAAAGCGAAGCAGGAGAGAGAACGGCAAGAGUGGAAGAGGACGUGCAAACAGAAACGGGUAUGACAACUAUGACGAUGGCAACGGCAACGACGGCCGGUCUCAGCGGAAAGAGGUGGAGGUGGAUGACGCUCCAGAGCUUUUCAAGGUGUACGACGGUCAUGUCACGGGAAUCAAAGAUUUUGGCGCUUUUGUGAAUCUUCACGGCAUCCGGGGCAAGGUCGACGGCCUGGUGCACGUUUCGGCCCUCGUUGACGGCCAGCGCGUCAGCCAUCCUUCAGACUUGUUGACUAUGGGCCAAAAGGUGCUGGUCAAGGUUGUGAAGAUAGAAGGGAGCCGGAUCGGCUUAUCGAUGAAGGAUGUGGACCAGGACACCGGACUGGAUAACGCCCCUGAAGACAGGAUUCAGUCUGGAGCCAAUAUGGAGGCGCUUGGCGUCCGAGGUGCUGGCGGCAUCAGCAGCAGUAUUGUCACACCGCUACCCGGGGCGGGUGCAUCAGGGGCAGGAGGCAGCGGCCCGGCAGGGAGGCGUGGCAAGAAGCGCAUGACGUCUCCUGAGCGGUGGGAGAUUCUGCAGCUGAUAGCCAGCGGCGUGGCCAAGGCGUCGGACUAUCCCGGGCUCGAGGAGGAAUACACGUCGACGCUGACGGGCGAGGGUCAGAUGGAGCUGGAGGAGGACGUGGACAUUGAGAUCCGAGACGAGGAGCCACCAUUCUUGGCGGGACAGACGAAACUUUCGUUGGAACUGUCGCCGAUCCGUGUUGUCAAAGCGCCCGACGGCUCGCUCAACCGUGCAGCCAUGGCUGGCGGGGUGCUCGCCAAAGAACGCAGGGAAACACGGCAGCAGGAGGCGGACGAGGCGAAGGCGUCGUUGGAGAAGGAGAAGGUGGAUCUGACGUCGCAGUGGCACGACCCGUUGGUGAAUCCGGAGCAGCGCAAGUUUGCCAACGACGUGCGAAACGCCCACAGCCAACGGAAUGCCGCUCCAGAGCCAGUGCCGGAGUGGAAACGUGUCAUCCAGAGCAAGGAACAGUCGUUUGGCAAACGCACAUCACUCAGCAUGAAGGAGCAGCGCGAGACGUUGCCCAUUUUCUCCUUCCGCAGCCAGCUCAUCAAGGCGGUGCAGGAAAAUCAGAUUCUGAUCGUGAUUGGCGAGACGGGAUCCGGAAAGACGACGCAGCUGACGCAGUACCUGGCUGAGGCUGGGUUGACGAACCGCGGCAAGAUGGUUGGCUGCACACAGCCACGACGGGUGGCGGCAAUGAGCGUGGCGAAGCGCGUGUCCGAGGAGGUGGGAUGCCAACUGGGACAAGAGGUCGGCUACACGAUCCGGUUUGAGGACUGCACGAGCCCGUCCACGCGAAUCAAGUACAUGACAGACGGCAUGCUGGAGCGUGAGAUCUUGCUGGACCCAGAACUGAAGCGGUAUUCGGUCAUUAUGCUGGACGAGGCUCACGAGCGGACGAUUGCAACCGAUGUUCUCUUUGGGUUGCUCAAGAAGACGGUAAAGAGACGGCCAGACCUGAAAGUCAUUGCGACGUCGGCAACGCUGGACGCAGAAAAGUUCUCUACGUUUUUCAAUGGAGCGCCUAUUUUCACAAUUCCUGGCCGAACAUUCCCAGUGGAGAUUCUCUACUCGCGAGAACCGGAAUCCGACUACCUCGAUGCCGCAUUAGAGACAGUUAUGCAGAUUCACCUGACGGAGCCGGCUGGUGAUAUCCUAGUCUUCUUGACUGGCCAGGAAGAAAUCGAUACCAGCUGUGAGAUUCUCUUUGAGCGGAUGAAGGCUUUGGGGCCUGGCAUGCCGGAGCUGGUAAUUUUGCCAGUGUAUUCGGCGCUGCCGAACGAGGUACAGUCGCGAAUCUUCGAGCCGGCUCCGCCAAAUGGCCGCAAAGUAAUCAUCGCGACGAACAUUGCGGAGACCAGCCUGACUAUCGACGGAAUUUUCUACGUGGUAGACCCCGGGUUCGUCAAGCAGAACGCGUACGACCCGAAGCUGGGAAUGGAUUCGCUGGUGGUAACACCAAUUUCGCAGGCGCAGGCGAACCAGAGAGCAGGCCGUGCAGGACGAACGGGGCCGGGCAAAUGCUUCCGGCUGUACACGGAGGCGGCAUACCAGACGGAGAUGCUGCCAACGACGAUUCCGGAGAUCCAGCGCAAGAACCUCAGCAACACGAUUCUGAUUCUCAAGGCGAUGGGGAUCAACGACCUGCUGCACUUUGAUUUCAUGGACCCGCCGCCGAUCAACACGAUGCUGUCAGCACUGGAGGAGCUGUAUGCGCUGUCGGCACUGGACGACGAGGGGCUGUUGACGAAGCUGGGACGCAAGAUGGCGGACUUCCCGAUGGACCCGACGUCGGCCAAGGCGCUGAUUGCAUCGGUGGAGCUGGGGUGCAGCGACGAGAUGCUGAGCAUCAUGGGGAUGAUUGCACAGCCGAAGGGAGUGUGGUACCGGCCGAAGGACAAGCAGGCGCAGGCGGACGCGAAGCGGGCCAAGUUCAACGACCCUCACGGAGACCACUUGACGAUGCUGAACGUGUACAACAGCUGGAAGCGGAGCAAGUUCUCGAAGCCGUGGUGCCAAGAGCACUUUCUGCAGUACCGGGUGCUGAUGCGGGCCAAGGACGUGCGGACGCAGCUGGAGCGGAUCAUGGAGCGGUACAAGCACUCGGUGGUUUCGUGUGGUGCGGACACGAACCCGGUGCGCCAGGCGCUCUGCGCGGGCUACUUCCGCAACGGCGCACGCAAGGAUCCGCACGAGGGCUACAAGACGCUGAUCGAGGGCACGCCGGUGUACCUGCACCCGUCGAGCGCGCUGUUCGGCAAGCAGGCAGAGUGGGUGAUCUACGACACGCUGGUGCUGACGACGAAGGAGUACAUGCAGUGCACGACGUCGAUCGAGCCCAAGUGGCUGGUGGAGGCGGCGCCGACGUUCUUCAAGCUGUCGCCGAGCGACCGGCUCAGCCGGCGGCGCAAGGCCGAGCGGAUCCAGCCGCUGUACAACAAGUUCCAGACAGAGGACGACUGGCGGCUCAGUGCGCAGAAGCGGAGUGGCCGUGGUGGCGGAGGUGGUGGCACAUGGGGCUGA
Molecule: messenger RNA, 3726 nt
Organism: Grosmannia clavigera kw1407
Lineage: Eukaryota; Fungi; Ascomycota; Sordariomycetes; Ophiostomatales; Ophiostomataceae
Product: ATP-dependent RNA helicase dhx8
Exons: 4
Coding region: 1-3726 (1241 amino acids)
Biological process (GO): spliceosomal complex disassembly
Cellular component (GO): catalytic step 2 spliceosome; intracellular anatomical structure
Molecular function (GO): ATP binding; RNA binding
Source: RefSeq, a predicted model, not a curated record